AUGAGCUACUCGCAUGUCCUGCCCUUCUUCUUUGCCAUUCAUGACAUCAACCAGAAUCCAAAGCUGCUACCCAACAUCACCCUGGGCUACAACAUCUAUGAGAACUUUUUCAAUGCAAGGUUAACAUAUGAGGUCAUGAUGGACUUAAUGUCUACAGGGCAAGAGAAUGUCCCAAACUACAGUUGUGGAAGACAAAAUAAUCUUCUGGCUGUGCUUGAAGGGACUGAUUCGGAGUUCUUUUCUUCCAUUUCAACUAUGCUGGGCAUCUACAAAAUUCCACAAAUCAACUAUGCGGUCAUCAGCCACAUUCCAGAGCAGAAACUUCAUUUCCCUUUUUUCUACCGGGUGAGUCCAAAACAAGAACCUCCUCACUUGGCAAUUAUCAAGUUGCUCCUGCAUUUCCGAUGGACAUGGAUCGGCCUCGCUGCUCCGGACAAUGAAAGUGGAGAAAAGUUCAGAAGAACCUUUGUGCCAGAAGCCGUAAGGAAAGGUGUCUGUGUUGCCUUCUCAGAAAGCUUACACUUGGGGCCUAGAGCAGCGAGGGAAAAGAACAAUAUUGAAUAUUUUAGCGACACUAAAGUGAAAAGUAUUGUUUGUUACUUGAACUUUCCAGUCACAUUAGUACUAGCAAUGCUAAUACGAGACAUUGAAAAGAAAAAAAUCCUGUUUGUGGGAAAAGUAUGGAUUGCUACAGCUUUGUCAGAUUUAAAUCUCCAUCCAUUUCUAAGAAACUUCCAGAUUUACAAUUUUUCUGUAAAUGACGUUUAUUUGGAUGAGUAUGGAAUUCCCACUGCUGACUUUAAUAUCAUGGACUGGGCAGUAUUUCCCAACAAAUCUGCUGCUGGGGUGAUAAUUGGGAAUGUUGAAAAAGAAGUCUCUUCAAACAUCAAGAUCUCUGUGGAUGAGAGCACCAUCAUAUGGCCAACAUCUUUCAAACAGGCAACAGAGUUCUAUGAGACAUACAGAAGCUUUCUUGAAGAGAAAACACAAGAACCACAAGGGGAUAGGGAAGAUGAAAUACAGAGAAAAAUUGAUAUGAUAUGGAUGUCGUCUGAGCUAAGUACUAAUAUAUAUGAGAUUGAGGUAAAACCUAACAUUUGGGUGGACCAUAAUCCAAUAAAGCUGACCCGGAAAGAGUCCCCUCAUUCAUACAUUUCUCUGAUUUUUCUUUCUGUUCAGAAGGCCCCCUUUUCUAGGUGUACGGAAAGUUGCCUCCCAGGAUAUACCAAGCUGACGAGAGAGGGAGAACCAGUUUGCUGCUAUGACUGUUCUUCGUGUAUGGAAGGAACUAUCUCUGUGCAGGAAGAUGUAGACCAAUGUACAAAAUGUCCAGAUGACCAUCUCUCCAACGAGAAGCGGGAUCAGUGUGUUGCCAAAGUUAUAACUUUCCUGUCCUACAGAGAAAACUUAGGUUUCAUCCUGGCUGUCUCUGCCCUUUUUUUGUCUCUUACCACUGCCUUAGUUCUAGGAAUUUUUAUUAAAUAUCGAGAAACUCCCAUAGUCAAAGCUAACAACCGUGAUCUCACCUACAUUCUGCUGAUCUUUCUCCUGCUUUCCUUCUUGACUUCCCUUCUAUUCAUUGGUCAACCCAAGAAAGUGACAUGCCUUCUUCGACAAACUGCCUUCAGUAUUGUUUUCUCAGUUGCUGUGUCAUCCUUGCUGGCCAAGACUAUCAUGGUUGUGAUGGCAUUUCUGGCCACAAAGCCAGGAAGCAAAAUGAGGAAAUGGCUGGGGAAAUCUUUGGCCAAUUGCAUCAUCCUCUCCUGCUCUGGUGUUCAGGUGGGCAUCUGUUUCAUAUGGCUGGGAAUCUUUCCCCCAUUCCCAGAUUCUGACUUAUAUUCCCAAAAAGGGCAGAUCCUACUGCAAUGCAAUGAAGGUUCAGUCAUCAUGUUCUAUUCUGCCCUUGGCUACUUGGGCUUUCUGGCUUCCAUCUGUUUCUUGGUGGCUUUUCUAGCCCGAAAACUACCAGGGGGCUUCAACGAAGCCAAGUGGAUCACCUUCAGCAUGCUGCUCUUCUGCAGUGUUUGGGUUUCUUUUGUCCCCGCCUACCUGAGCACCAAAGGAAAAUACAUGGUGGCUGUGCAGAUCUUCUCCAUCCUGACCUCCAGCCUCGGCUUACUUGGCUGCAUCUUUGUCCCCAAAUGUUAUAUCAUCAUUCUGAGACCUGACAUGAACGCGAAGGAGCAUCUAAUGUUGAAAAACAAUGAGUGA
This is a messenger RNA of Protobothrops mucrosquamatus (brown spotted pit viper), 2211 nucleotides long. Its product is annotated as vomeronasal type-2 receptor 26-like. The coding region runs from base 1 to 2211 and encodes 736 amino acids. The record is from RefSeq and is a predicted model, not a curated record. Gene Ontology annotation, cellular component: membrane. NCBI's taxonomy places the organism in Eukaryota, Metazoa, Chordata, Lepidosauria, Squamata, Viperidae. The transcript has 7 exons. Gene Ontology annotation, molecular function: G protein-coupled receptor activity. Gene Ontology annotation, biological process: G protein-coupled receptor signaling pathway.